Messenger RNA from Xiphophorus hellerii (green swordtail), 784 nucleotides. Its product is annotated as wiskott-Aldrich syndrome protein family member 2-like. The record is from RefSeq and is a predicted model, not a curated record. The transcript is spliced from 3 exons. The coding region runs from base 112 to 468 and encodes 118 amino acids. Lineage: Eukaryota; Metazoa; Chordata; Actinopteri; Cyprinodontiformes; Poeciliidae.
GAAACACACUGAGCUGUAAAAUCUCUGAUUUCAUCAUGAAUAUUUCUCCUCCGCCUGGCUCCCCCUGUCGGUCAGAAGAGGAACUGCAGUGGAGCUGAUGGUGAAAACGAAAUGGAUGAGCUCAGCUGGAUGAGCUCUCUCCACCGGAAGCGACGCGGAAGUCUGACAUCAUUUCUCCCGGGAAGCUGGAAAGAUCAGAGACGCCGGAGUUUACCGACCAGCUGGAAAGAGCCGAAACCGAGAGGAGCCGAGCGGAACAACCUGGCUGCCAUCAUCAAGCAGCUGGGAGGACUCAGCCGCCAUGCAGAGGACAUCUUUGGGGAACUCUUCCUGGAGGCCAGCAGCUUCUACCUGAGGAUGAGCAGGCUGCAGGAGAGGGUGGAGACGCUGGGGUUAAAGGUUACGCAGCUGGACUCCACCAUGGAGGAAGGUGGGAAGUCCGGGGAACGGCCGGGGACGCACACCUGAACACAUCAUCACCUCUGUCAUCAGUGUCCAGUGUCCCUGAAGGACAUCAACCUGAGGAAAGCUUUCAGGAGCAGUACCAGCCAAGACCAGCAGGUGGUGUCGCGCUGCUCCAUCCUCACACCGCUGCUGGAGACCUACCUUCGCUGACCCUAAAGAGGGCGACACCGCCCCGCUGAUCCGGGACGGUGAGAAGAAGAAAGCAGCAGGACUACUUGGGACUACUUGGAUCGAUUCUGAAGGAGGCUCGGCAUCGGUUUGCGGUGCUUUGCGCAUGCGCUUGGACUUAUCACGAGGUUUCCUGCAGGCUGACGGUCAG